This is a messenger RNA of Setaria italica (foxtail millet), 3635 nucleotides long. RefSeq names its product protein HIRA. The transcript has 10 exons. Bases 353 to 3325 code for a protein of 990 amino acids. Gene Ontology annotation, cellular component: nucleus; HIR complex. The record is from RefSeq and is a predicted model, not a curated record. Gene Ontology annotation, molecular function: nucleosome binding; protein binding. NCBI's taxonomy places the organism in Eukaryota, Viridiplantae, Streptophyta, Magnoliopsida, Poales, Poaceae. Gene Ontology annotation, biological process: regulation of DNA-templated transcription; DNA-templated transcription; chromatin remodeling.
AAUUUUUCACUCGAAUUCGGAUUCGUGUUUGUGUUUGUUUUUUGUUUUUUUUUUUCCUUUCUCACACACGAACAGGACGAACACCGCCGCCGUGUUCUUCGCACCGCCGCGCCGCCGCCGCCCACCCGCCGAUCGAAUCCUCCCGCCGCCUGCGAUUCUCCCCCCCGAAUCCCUACUCCUCCGAGCUUCUAUACUAUCUCGCCUGCCCGAUUUGCCCCCUCGCGCCCCUGUACCAGUCGUCCCCCGGCUAGGGUUUUCGCCGCGGAUUUCUAGGGUUUUGAGCAUGGCCUCGUCGGUUUGGGGCUGUGACGGAUGAGGAGUGUAAUCUUAUCUGCCUAGGAAGUACGAGGAGAUGAUUACGGAGAAGCCAAGCUGGAUUCGCCACGAGGGCCUGCAGAUCUUCUCCAUCGACAUCCAGGCCGGCGGCCUCCGCUUCGCCACCGGAGGUGGCGACCAGAAGGUUCGAAUAUGGAGCAUGAAAUCUGUGGAAAAGAACAAUGCCAACAAUGAUUCCAGCCAAAGUUUGCUAGCUACAAUGCGUGACCAUUUUGGAUCAGUGAACUGCGUGAGAUGGGCCAGGCAUGGACGCUAUCUGGCUUCAGGUUCAGAUGAUCAGGUUAUCCUAAUUCAUGAGAGAAAAGCUGGUUCUGGAACAGCUGAGUUUGGUAGUGGAGAACCUGCAGAUGUAGAAAAUUGGAAGGUCGUUAUGACCUUAAGAGGGCAUACUGCGGACGUGGUAGAUCUUAGUUGGUCCCCUGAUGAUUCAACAUUGGCUAGCGGCAGCUUGGACAAUACUGUUCACAUAUGGAACAUGACCAACGGCAUGUGCACUGCCGUCUUGCGAGGGCAUUCCAGCUUGGUCAAAGGGGUUACUUGGGAUCCUAUUGGUUCUUUCCUUGCAAGCCAAUCAGAUGAUAAAACUGUUGUAAUAUGGCGUACAAGUGACUGGAGUCUUGCUCACAAAACAGAAGGCCAUUGGGCAAAAUCUCUUGGUUCAACAUUUUUUAGGCGACUUUCAUGGUCACCUUGUGGCCACUUCAUUACUACGACUCAUGGCUUCCAAAAACCUAGGCAUUCAGCCCCUGUGCUUGAGAGAAGCGACUGGUCUGCAACUUUUGACUUUCUAGGGCAUAAUGCACCUGUUGUUGUGGUUAAGUUUAAUAACUCACUGUUCCGUAAGAAUAUCUCAAACGGCCAAGACACAAAGGCUGUGCCAGCUGGAUGGGCCAAUGGAGCAUCAAAGACAUCAGCAAAAGAACAGCAACCAUACAACAUUAUUGCUAUUGGAAGUCAAGACAGAACUAUUACUGUUUGGACGACAGCAAGUGCCCGGCCAUUGUUUGUUGCUAAGCAUUUUUUCUCUCAAAGUGUGGUUGAUUUAUCUUGGAGCCCUGAUGGUUAUUCACUUUUUGCAUGCUCCUUGGAUGGAUCGGUUGCCAACUUUCACUUUGAAGCAAAGGAGCUUGGAUACAGGUUAAGUGAUUCUGAACUGGAUGAAUUGAAGAGGAGUAGAUAUGGUGAUGUCAGAGGACGGCAAUCAAAUCUGGCUGAAAGCCCAGCACAAUUACUGCUUGAAGAAGCAUCAGCAAAGCAAUCGGUUAGCAAGAAAGGGACUUCUGUUGUCCAGCAAUUUCAAGCACCCCCAAAAGUUUCUGCGGAUGUGCCUAACCCAGCUCCAGUUGCGCAAAGCCCGAAAGCUCCUGAAGCUUUACCAGAAGAUGGGAAGAAAACAUCAGGACCUGCUGCUGGUGAUAUAAAUAAAGUUACUCGGUUAUCUAGUCCAGUGAAGCAGAGAGAAUACCGGCGCCCUGAUGGCCGGAAAAGAAUAAUCCCAGAGGCUGUUGGGUUUCCUUCCAAUCAGGAUAACAUACCCAGCAGUUCUCAGAAUCAGGUUGUGGAUUUUUCGUCCUUAGAUCAGCGAAUGAAUGGAAUAAGACCAUCUUAUGGCGGUAGCGGUAACUGUAAUAACUGUGGAGUUAAGGACCGCUCUGGUGUCACAGCCAGGGCGAACAUUACCGAGAGUCUUGUUAUUCAAAAAGCUUCAACCGGUGCAGGAAAUGAUGGAAGGCUCAGAGUAGAACACACUGGAUCUGUUGUUCCAGGCUCCUUGACCUGCUCUGUGCUUUCUAUCCAUGUAUCAAAUAAGAAAGACAAUGAGGAUUUGUUGCCAGUCUGCCUUGAAGCAAAGCCUGUAGAACGCGCUGCAGCUGAUAUGAUUGGUGUUGGUGGUGCUUUUUCAACAAAAGAAACUGAGAUAAGGUGUACAAGAGGGACAGAAACUCUUUGGUCGGAUCGUAUCUCUGGAAAGGUUACUGUCUUGGCAGGCAAUGCAAAUUUCUGGGCCGUUGGCUGUGAAGAUGGUUGCCUGCAGGUUUACACGAAAUGUGGAAGACGAGCGAUGCCUGCGAUGAUGAUGGGAUCCGCAGCCGUUUUUAUAGAUUGUGACGACUGCUGGAAAUUGCUUCUUGUCACGAGAAGAGGUCUAAUGUACAUAUGGGACCUCUAUAACAAGAACUGCAUUUUGCAGGACUCUUUGGCUUCAUUGGUUGCAUCUCCAGAUGAGCCAUCAGGAAAUCAUUCUGGUGCAGUAAAGGUUAUAUCUGCUAAAUUCUCUAGAUGUGGUUCACCCUUAGUUGUCCUUGCCAGCCGCCAUGCUUUUCUUUAUGAUAUGAGCAUGAAGUGCUGGCUAAGGAUUGCCGAUGAUUGUUUUCCAGCAUCAAAUUUUGCUACCUCAUUUAGUUCUUCUCAAGGUGGAGAGCUAGGCAAGUUGCAGAUUGAUAUAGGCAAGUUCAUGGCUAGAAAGCCUAUUUGGAGCAGGGUUACAGAUGAUGGUUUGCAGACACGCGCCCAUUUGGAGACCCAGCUGGCAGCUUCUUUAGCUUUGAAGUCACCACAGGAGUACCGCCAAUGCCUCCUGUCCUACAUUCGGUUUCUGGCAAGAGAAGCAGAUGAAUCUCGUCUACGUGAGGUUUGUGAGAGCUUCCUAGGCCCUCCAAUGGGCAUGCUCGGUUCUGCAUCAUCUACGGAUCCCAAAAAUCCAGUGUGGGAUCCUGAUGUUCUUGGAAUGAAGAAGCACAAACUUCUCAGGGAAGACAUACUUCCUUCGAUGGCAUCAAACCGGAAAGUCCAGCGGUUGCUCAACGAGUUCAUGGACCUCCUGUCAGAGUAUGAAGCUGCCGAGGCCAGAGCUGACCCGAUGGAUGUAGCUGCUGCUGCCGAGGCCAAAGCUGACCCGAUGGAUGUAGCUGCCGAAGCUGACCCGAUGGAUGUCGCACCAACACCGCAACCAGCAAUAACAGAAGCCAAUGACAAAAUGAUCACCUAGUAGGUGCCCCUGGCAUCGGUUGCUGGAGACUUACUGACCGCCCCCCCCCCCCCCCCCCCCCCCCGGGUAAGUAUUAUAGGAUAGUCUUGUUUUGAGAAGUGCUUAUCAGAACCAAUCAAUUAGUUGUGCAUGUAGCUGGUACAUUGUUUAGCAAGGGAGGCGACCUCGGGCGAACACUGAUUUUUGAACCCGUUAGCUGUAAAACGGUGAGUGUAACAGUAGAAAGGAGGCGAGGUCGCCUGGUGAUUAUCGUGUAACAGUAAAGUUCUGUAGAAGGCAGGGUAAACUCAUGUCCUUUUCUGGUUGAUCU